UUAGCAGUGGAUGGCAAACGGGGGUUUAAAGGCAUUUCCGUUCUGCUGUAUAAGAAUCCAAAAAUGGCAUGGAAAAACCGUGGGUGCCCUUUGCUUACAGUGGCCGUUAACUUUCGACCAGAAAAGGCCCAAAACACGAAAUCAGACGGCAGAAAAUAAGGGCCUUACUCACCCACCUCUGAAAUCUAAAAUAAAAGGCCGCAAAUCACAUUCUCACACAAGUCAUUUCCAACUCUCUCUUUGAGUUCGGCGAAUCUCGGCCCUUUAUUUCCGAGCGGCGAGUGCAGCGACGUGCUCGACCUUUAAUCGCGGCUAUAGAGUUUUGAGGUUCGCCUAGCCAUUCUUAUUUUCAUAUUUCGAGGGGAGCUUCGGAGGACACGAUCAGAGUAGAAAAGAAUGAUGGCGGACGCGCCCGGGUUUCAGUUGGGCGUCAUCGGUGCUCUAGUCCUUUCAGUGACAUCGUCAGUGGCCAUUGUCAUCUGCAACAAAGCUCUCAUCAGCUCGCUCGGCUUUCCAUUCGCGACGACGCUGACAAGCUGGCAUCUGAUGGUCACAUUCUGCACCCUACACGUGGCACAGCGCUUCAACUUCUUCGAGCCCAAGUCCGUCGAUAUGAAGACCGUCAUGCUCUUCGGCGUUCUAAAUGGCGUGUCCAUCGGUUUUCUCAACCUCAGCUUGGGAUUCAACUCCAUUGGUUUCUACCAGAUGACCAAGCUUGCAAUCAUUCCUUUUACUGUUUUAUUGGAGACCAUUUUCCUAAAGAAGCAAUUUAGCAAAAAUAUCAAGCUAUCUCUUUUAGUUUUACUGAUGGGAGUGGGCAUCGCAUCCAUCACUGAUCUACAACUCAAUCUCCUCGGCUCAAUUCUCUCGGUCCUAGCGAUUGCGACCACAUGUGUUGGUCAGAUUAUGACAAACACCAUACAGAAGAAGCUGAACAUCUCCUCAACGCAGCUGCUCUACCAAUCUGCACCGUUCCAAGCGGCCAUACUCUUUGUAUCGGGCCCACUCGUCGAUCAAUGCCUCACCAAGCAAAAUGUCUUUGCCUACAAAUACUCUCCUUUGGUCCUGAUAUUCAUCGUCCUAUCGUGCUUGAUCGCCGUCUCAGUGAACUUCAGCACGUUCCUCGUGAUCGGGAAGACCUCACCUGUGACAUACCAGGUGCUGGGCCAUCUGAAAACGUGCCUGAUCCUGGCCUUUGGAUACACGUUGCUUCAUGACCCCUUCACGGAGAGGAACAUCAUAGGCAUCUGCGUCGCUAUUUUAGGGAUGGGCUUGUAUUCCUACUUCUGCACUCACGAGAAUAAAAAGAAGCAGAGCAAUGAGCUACCCCUCGCAUCUCAGAUCAAGGAUAAGGAGAGUGCACCGUUGAUGGGCCAUCAUGAAAAAGAAAAUCAAGAGGUCAAGAAAUCUAAUGGGGUCACAACCAAGGAGUCUCUUCUCUAAGUAGUGGACCACACCUUCAUUUCACAUUGUUUUAUCAGUGUAAAUGGUUCUCAUUCUUUAAAUAAAUCUUUUUUAUUGA
Messenger RNA from Magnolia sinica, 1522 nucleotides. Its product is annotated as UDP-xylose transporter 1-like. The record is from RefSeq and is a predicted model, not a curated record. Gene Ontology annotation, cellular component: Golgi apparatus. Gene Ontology annotation, molecular function: antiporter activity; UDP-xylose transmembrane transporter activity. The coding region runs from base 397 to 1443 and encodes 348 amino acids. The transcript is spliced from 8 exons. Lineage: Eukaryota; Viridiplantae; Streptophyta; Magnoliopsida; Magnoliales; Magnoliaceae.